AUGACGAAAAGAAAGAGGGCUCGAGCAGCAAGGCGAUUGGCCUGUACGAAUAGCGCACGUUCAAAUAAUGACCAAAGAGAACCAGGGCAACAACGACAGCUACGGCAAGAACCUGGGCAAGAACCUGGGCAGGAAGAAAAGGAGGAGGGAGAUGAUAGAACCAACAACGCUCCAGCAGUUGCUCAGGUUGCUCAGGUUGCUCAGGUUGCUCAUCAGGAGCAGCAGGGAACAACAGAACCAAACCCUCCUAGUGGUACGUUCUUUCCUUUCCUAAUGUCGAUCGUUGACACGGUUUACAUAGCAAGAGGUACACGGUCGAGAAUUGUGUCUGGUCAAUUCGAUGAUGCAGACGAGGACGUCGAAUAUGGAUUUGGAAGCGUGAGUGCAGUAUUUCAAUUUUUGGGCGACAAUGUGCCAGACGAUGCAAGAAUGGGGGAUAAUCCAUCAACUCUCGUGAUCGAUGUUUUGUAUCAGUUUGUAUCGAUUCUCUACGUCAUCUGGAGAUACCACAUGCGGCAUGAAUUUGGACCCCUGGAAAUUCCGUCAGGAUCUCCUUUUCGUCUUCCUGAUCACCUGUUCCUUGCAAUACUGGAUUUUGAGGAAAAGCAUAGGAAUCAUUUUUACAGCGUCCUUGGAAAACCAACGCCAAAGAGGGUGCGGCGGCCUCCAAGAAAGCUGCCGGUUUCUCUCCUGGCACGCCACAAGAGGCGCCCUCUGAUGAUUCACGUCAACAGGGAUGACAACGAUCCAGAAUUCCGGUUCCGUAUCUCAUUUUACUGA
This is a messenger RNA of Seminavis robusta, 780 nucleotides long. The record is from the annotation of a GenBank genome assembly. Lineage: Eukaryota; Bacillariophyta; Bacillariophyceae; Naviculales; Naviculaceae.